GUCGUGUUUUCGUAUCAACAAAGGCCGAUUCAACAUGAGCUCAGCUCGGCUGUAAAAGCGUCGGCGCCGCUUCGUGUCAUGUGGUUGUUCGCCGCUAGAUGGCGGUAGUGCUCCAGUUUCAGGGGGAUUAGUGGGCUCUCGGCGUCUGCAUUAUUCUGCAAUAAUAGCACAUAAAACUAUGAGAUGGCAUUCAAAGGUACAGCGGUCGAGUCAAAGACCGUGCUGUUCAAUCUGCUGCUGUGUGUGGCCAUAUUCUACUCUCUUUUCUACAUGAUUGGGAGUGUGUGCUUUGGUGCCUUCAGACUGAGACACUUUGAUGGACUGAUUCCAUUUGACUUCAAGACUGAACCUAUUGAAUCCAACUCCAAAUACCUGGUGAACCUCCUGUCCCUUGAGCUCACCUACUUUUGUAGUGGCCUUUUGUUUGCUGCAGUGGUGAAGCGGCGGGUUUGGGAUUAUGCCCUUACUGUCACCCUGUUACAUGUCAUAGUUACCAGCAUAGUAAUGUUAGAGUUUCCCAUGGUGUGGCAGUGGUGGCUGGCCUUAGGCAGCGGCUUAUUUUUGAUGAUUUGUAAUGGUCAGCUGAUCGCUUAUUUCAUGUGCCAGAGUGAGGAGACCUAUGCCGCCUUCAGUGUCUACUGACACAAAGAAGUCAACUCUUAUAAUAAAAUCAACGGCCUUGUGAAGUGAAAUACUGUAGAUAAGGUCAGAGAACACGCUUCUUGCAUUCUCAAAGUAAUGGGAUUUUGUCGCAAAAAAGACAUGAAAUGUCUGGAUGCAGUUUGUGAUAAUAGUUUCAAAUAGUGUUUAUGUAACCGCCACAAGAUGCUUUUUGCAUUUUGCUUGCAAGACAAUGCUUAUUUCUCAAUGCAGCAUGAAAGAAGCCCAUGAAGUAUUAUCUGUACUUUUGUAAUGUGAAUAGCAGAAA
Molecule: messenger RNA, 928 nt
Organism: Cololabis saira (Pacific saury)
Lineage: Eukaryota; Metazoa; Chordata; Actinopteri; Beloniformes; Belonidae
Product: putative transmembrane protein 244
Exons: 6
Coding region: 184-642 (152 amino acids)
Source: RefSeq, a predicted model, not a curated record